AUAUAUGACAGGGAAUUGUCUGACAGAGCUGCUUCAGUCACUGACUGUGUUUUUAUCUGCAUCAAGCGGGCACAAGUUCAUGGCUGAGUUCAUGGAAGUUGGCGGGAUCCUAACGCUCCUAGAGAUUAUUGGGUUGAAGCAAGCCAAGGAGUAUGACAAAGCCGAGGCCCUCAAAUGCCUUCACCACAUUGCCAAUGCUGGGAGAAAGUACAAGGAGCUAAUUUGUGAGAGUUAUGGUAUUAGAGCUGUGGCAGAAUGUCUCGCAAAGUCAAAGUCAGAGGAAACUCAAGACGCCUGCAGAAAUCUUCUCCUGAUGUUGGCACAAGGAAACCCCAAGUAUCAGAACCAGGUAUACAAGGGCCUGAUUGCCUUGCUGCCGUGCAGUUCACCCAAAGCUCAGCAAAUGGCUUGCAAUGCGCUCCGUACGGUCCAGCCAAUCGUGGGAACGGCCAACGCCACCAUCAUUGAGCCUCUCCUCAACCUGCUGAGGACGCUGCAUUUGGAGGUUCAGUUUGAGGUGAUUGAACUUCUCAAAGAUCUCAUGGACUCAGAGGUGACGGAUUCACUCUUGUCUGGCCUCGUGGCCCUUCUCAGACCAGCCCUGGAAGACGUCUUGGCCGCUGUGGAUACCGCUGACGAAAAUGACGGGAGCAAGCUGAGUGCGACUGCCCCACUGCCAGUGUUUGUGCAGCAGGCUGCCGCAGCCAAGACGAUAGGGAUACUGGCGAGAGACAGCAACAAAGUUGCCGAGAGUUUGGUCCAGCUGCGAGUGACCCACCAUCUGAUGUACGCCAUGGGGAACACAGACUACGCCGACAGUCAGCGACAGGCCAGCAUCACUCUCGAGCACUUCUGCCGAACAUUUUCCAUCGUGGACGACCAUGUGAGGGAUGCCAUGGGGGAGGCUCUGUACGAUCUGUUCAUGUCUAACCCGGAGACACUCUAUCUCAACAUGAGCCACGUGCAGGCCGACGUCCUCGUCUCCAACAAAGUCAACAUUCCCAGACUGGUUCAAGCUGUAGACUGAGCCUGUUGAGGCUAUGACCAGAAGACAAAGACAAAGACCAGGGAGCCUUACCAAGCCACGCACACGGGACAACAGAACAAGGAACUAGGAAAAGAAAAGAAAAUUUAACUUAUGUUAUGUCUAAUUAUGAGUCCAUUGAACCUCACCACAAGAAUGUUUCCCUGCUGUGUAAUGUAUCUAAAGGUUUUCAAUCAUUUAAAACUUUCCCAAUACAUGUAUUCGUUUAUGGACAGUAAAUGGAUAUUUUGCUGUAGGCAUAUAUUAAUGUUCAUUCUUCUGUAAAAUUUUACUCAUUGUAAAAAGUUAGUUCAAUUCUUUUUUCAUGAGCAGGUUAAGAUGUUAAAUUGUUUUGUACCAAGAUGCAAAAAUGUGAUGGACCAACUAAAGUUCAGUUGAUAUACUUAUGAAAUAACAGCAAGAUAACAAUAUAUUUGUAGCUCCAAACACAAUAUCGAAGUAUGUAUUGCUAGUAACCCUGGAAGUGGACCAGUAGUCAGCAUACACCACAGACAGACCGCCAACUAUCUGAUAAGUUCCAUCUACAGGGGUGACGGACGUGAAUGUUUCAAAUAGAGAUUGUACAUUUUGUGAAAAGUAUAAUAGAUUGUAAGAACAUUGUAAGCAUUUUAUUAUUAUGAAGUUGCUGUAUACGACUUGUAUAUUGCGUUUGUGCGUUGUUGUUGAAUAAAUGUGCCUGAUGAGUGUAAAAAAAAAAAA
This is a messenger RNA of Aplysia californica (California sea hare), 1744 nucleotides long. Its product is annotated as armadillo-like helical domain containing protein 1. Lineage: Eukaryota; Metazoa; Mollusca; Gastropoda; Aplysiida; Aplysiidae. The record is from RefSeq and is a predicted model, not a curated record.